Molecule: messenger RNA, 1331 nt
Organism: Helianthus annuus (common sunflower)
Lineage: Eukaryota; Viridiplantae; Streptophyta; Magnoliopsida; Asterales; Asteraceae
Exons: 8
Coding region: 98-1207 (369 amino acids)
Source: RefSeq, a predicted model, not a curated record
AGCAUUAUAUAAAGGAGAAGAACACUCAACCCCAAGUGGAAAGGAGAGAUAACAGAGCCUUCUUUCUCCCACACCACAAACCCAGAAACCCCCAAUUAUGGUUGCCGAAUUCCUCCCCAAACCCACUCACAAUUCCGGCGAUUCCGCCGCUGCUCCGGUCAUUCUCGGCCUUCUUCCAGCCGCCCUCGUUGACCACAUAGCACGCGUUGACUCUUCCAUCCUCUCCACAAUUCCUGGCGAACCUGGUGGCUCCUUUCCCGUUGCAGCCGAAGAGUUGAAAGAUAUACUAAAAGAGGUUGAUACCCAUAUUUUAUCUUCACCAAACGAUCUACCCCCCGUAAAAACUAUAGCCGGAGGGAGUGUAACCAACACCAUUAGAGGGCUUGCAGCGGGUUUUGGGAUCUCGUGUGGAGUAAUUGGAGCAUGUGGAGACGAUGAACAGGGUGCUCUGUUCUUGAAAAACAUGAGCCUUUGUGGUGUAAAUAUAUCAAGAUUGAGGGUGAAAGAUGAACAUACGGCUCAGUGUAUUUGCUUGGUUGAUCCGUUAGGUAAUCGUACUAUGAGACCCUGCCUUGCUACUGCUGCUAAAGUACAGGCUGGUGAACUAAAGAGGGAGGAUUUUAAAGGCUCUAAGUGGUUGGUGAUGAGAUAUAGUAUAUACAAUUUAGAAGUUAUUAAUGCGGCUAUCAAAAUGGCCAAACAAGAAGGUGUUCUUAUAUCUCUAGAUUUGGCUAGUUUCGAGAUGGUUCGAAAAUUUAGGGCACCUCUUUUACAACUACUGGAGUCGGGUAACAUUGAUCUUUGCUUUGCCAAUGAAGAUGAAGCAGCUGAACUUUUAAGUGGGGAGGAGGCUGUUCGGCCAGAGGCUGCAAUUGAUGUGUUGGGCAAAUAUUGCCAAUGGGCGGUUGUAACAUUAGGUGCAAACGGAUGUAUCGCAAGACAUAAGAAAGAGGUGGUGAGAAUUCCAGCUGUCGGGCAAACAAAUGCCGUUGAUGCCACGGGAGCAGGCGAUCUUUUUGCAGGAGGUUUUUUGUACGGUUUGGUAAAAGGGUUGUCGCUUGAAGAAUGUUGCAUUGUCGGGUCUUGCAGUGGCGGGUCUGUGAUUCGGUCCCUUGGCGGCGAGGUGUCGGCGGAAAAUUGGCAGUGGAUGUAUAAGCAGAUGAAAACCAACGGUCUUUCUGCUCCUGUCGUCGUACAAGAUCUCUAAGAAGAGUUGUUUGUUGAAUUGAGUCUAAGUUGUUAAGUUAGACAUUCUUGGUGUGUCUAAUUUAUUGAAUGGAUUUAAAGACUUUUAUAAAAAUCUAACAAAUGUCAAGUCUUUUAUUUCGUUA